Molecule: messenger RNA, 6478 nt
Organism: Toxoplasma gondii ME49
Lineage: Eukaryota; Apicomplexa; Conoidasida; Eucoccidiorida; Sarcocystidae
Product: zinc finger protein ZFP1
Exons: 3
Coding region: 97-3309 (1070 amino acids)
Molecular function (GO): metal ion binding
Source: RefSeq, a predicted model, not a curated record
AGGUUCGUCGUCCUGUCGUGUACCUGCUCGCGACGGAACAAAGUCCAUGCGUGUGGCCGCUUCAAGAUCGUGUCUGCCAAGGUCGAGCCACCCAAGAUGGAACACCGAGUCAAGCGGUCAAACCGCCCGAGGUCGAAAGCUGGGACCGCUUGCGUUUCAGCUCCGUCAGGCCGCCCGAUUCCUUCAGCACAGCAAUCGAAUUUGGUCCGUGAAAUAUUUUGGAAGACUCAGUUGUGCCCGAAACUCCAUUCAACAGGAGUCUGCCCGCGGAAAGACCAUUGUAGCUUUGCUCACUCACAAGAAGAGCUCCGAACACCACCUGAUCUGCGCUGCACAAAGUGGUGUCGUCGUGUCUUUCGCGGUCAAAUCUGCGAGGAUCCCGGAUGUCCGUACGCCCACAGCAAGGAGGACCUCCGGUGUAAUGGCCAUCAGCUCCUCACGUUCAAAACGGCCAUGUGCAAAUUCCACGCAAAAGGUGUCUGCCUCAGCGGUGCAUCGUGCCGAUUCGCACACACAGCAGAGGAGCUUCGGGGUGGUCCUGAUGAGGCAAGCACCCACAGCGAAGACCGCCUUCAAGACACCAGCCGCGGCAGCAUUAGUACGAGCAGCGAGGCGUCAGGACACGAUUGCCGCGAAUCAGCAGCGGCACACGUGGUGACCUCUGCGAUACAAGCGCUGCAGUCUUUGAACAAGACAAACAGAAAAAGCCCCAGGGAAGCGAAUUCAGAGUGGCAAGACGAAAAGGGGCAUUCUUCGGUCGGACUUGCGUCUUGGAAAAAAGGGGAACCGGAGGACGAGCCUUUGCCCAGUCAGUCUCACAACAUCGCGAGCGAAAAAUUCCACAGAGGCACGCAUCUGAAGCCGCGUGUGGGAGUUGGGAUUCACCAUCACGGGCAUUCACAGCCUCCUGCAGGUGGCCAUGCCGGUUUGGCCACUGAAAGAGAGAAACCGACAGUCUGCGUGGUUGAGAUACACGGUCGAGGGCCAUGUGAACCUGGCGCUUUUCAUGUGACAAACACAGCUCUGAGGAAAGUCCCUCUGAAUGUGGAAAGUGACACGUCGCGAUCGUCGAGUCUGCAUCAGCUUCGACCCCAGGAGCCGAAGAUGAGAGCCAGUGCUUGGAAAGAGACUAAGACAAGGGAGGGCCAAUCACGAAGAUGUGGCUCUGUGUGCGGCCAGCAAAACGAGAAGCAAACGACCGUGCCCAAGGCCGGACUCCUGACAUACAAAGUGACCUUGAGUCGAGGAAGGGAAAUCCUUCCGCUUUCUGGACUGGAUGCGACGCCCGUACAUAUUGUAGUAGGGCCUCGAGAGGAGAGCGCCCUCGUGUCUGACGAGUCGCUUAGGGCAGCGGAUGGCGUGUCUGCGUCUCAUCCGGAAAAAAGUUUCGCAAAGGAGACGGCGUCGCGGUCAAGCAGUAGCGACUCUCGGCAGAGCCUGAAUUCCAGCUCUCUGAAUCCUGGGGCAGCGCCCUUCAUUCCCACUCUUCUCCUGGGGUCUUCUACGCAGCACGGCACCCAGUUUGGAGCUUCGUCACCGCUGGCGGGUGUCGGAAACCUGGAAGCAGCCUCCUCGCUGUCCUCCGAUACACCGUCACUGUCUGCUCGUGAAAAGUUUCUGACUCAUGGAGCGAAUGCUCCGCAUUCUUCACGAGGCAGUUCCGUGGGAGGCACUGGUGGUAUUGACUUGGCAAAGUUCCUCCAAGACUCCAUGGCUGCUCCUUUGGUGUCUUCCCAGGGGCAAUACCGCGACGAGUGGUUGCUUCGCGAAUUCAGGAACGAAGCUUCCGCAACUGGGACCACCAGUGCGAAAGUGUCAUGCAACGGUAUCAGCCACCGUGGCACGUCCGGCGCCGGGAUGAACAACACACUGUUUCCAGGUUUGCCGACAGCGGUGGCCGGAGUCAGGGGGGAGAAUCAGGGUGCCGCGGCUUUGGCGGCCCUGGUGGCAGUGUCUCGACUUCUCUCCCCACCUGGCAACGUGCCGCCAGUGAGUGGCCCUUCUACUACCCAGAAAAGUCCAGUUGCUUUCUUCACUUCUAGCCACUCUGGAGCUCCAGGAGAUAUUCCAGACCAAUCUCGCAGAGUCCCAGGUCUUGCACAAGAGACGAACAGUUCCAAUUCAAAUGCGUGGACCACCUUGGUGGCGGCCCUCCUGGCGAUGGCGCCCCAUGUGGGGAAGGGUGGAGCACCCCCUGCGGCUCAGACUUCCGUGGCGUAUCCCUCCGUUCCAUCUCAAACCCCAGAACCCUCGAGUGUCUUUCUGCAAACACGGUGGGUGGGCAGCUGCGGUCAUCCGUGUGCACCCAACCCGACACGGCCCGUGAGGAAUUUGGCUGGUUCUGGCAGUCGCUACGUGCCUCCUGAACCUUUCUCUCAGCAGAUGCAAUAUUGCUCAUCUCCAGAGGAAGCGUCACGAAACCUUCCUCACCGUGGAGUCCCUUUUCUCCCCGGGGGCCUCUCGAGCGUGGGGCAGCCCUCUCGACCUCCUGCGGUUCGGCCGUUGCCGUCUGGUUUCGAGGCUUCAGCCGCCUUGUCAGCGUGUCUGUCCGCUGUUCCUGUUCCGCCUGCGCCUCAUCCUAUCCAGCCCUAUGGACAGCUCAAAAAGUUUCUAGGAAUAUCUCCCGUGAAUUGCCACAACGGGCCGCCGCUGCGCCCGCACCCUUCCUCUUCGUUUCCGGAUCCGCUGGCGUUCGCGAACCGCCACGGGAGUCUGUCGCGUCAUCAAGAGGCCCUUUUCCCUGCAGCUGUCGACUCGCAGAGCUACGACGGUGCGUGUCUUCGUGGGAGGACCGACGCAGGCUGGUGCGAUGCCUUUAGUGCAUCGUCCUUUUCCGAGGCCUUGCGAGCCGCGUCUCCCUCGCGACAAACAGAGCACGUGAAGGGGCCGAGUGCACCAUUGGUGCGGCCCACUGGAGACAGUGAGGGAAAUGGACUAGCAGUGGCGCAGCGAGGCCAGAACGCGAAUCACGCAGUCACAGCUAGUGCGUUCAUCGACGUGCCUACCUCUGCGGUCUUCUUGAACGAUUCGCAACGGACAGCAAACCAGAGAGAGGCUCAAGCAUACCACGGGAGGAUGACACUCUCCACAGACGAUGGGUUGGGUAAAGAAGAUCUCGACGUGCCCUCGCCUUUUCUAACUGUCACCACAGAACCCGGGGCUUCACUCGGGAGUCGUGGAAGCUUUGCGGCGCACGAAGAUUUGUUGAGCAGCGUGAGUGGAGUUGACUUGGAGGCCGACGCCAGCAAAGGUGUGCUCCUCUUUGGAGACGAGAGAGAGGCGAACUCGGAAAUCUGGGCCAAUUUAUGAAGACGCGGUUGUCGCGCGGCUUGCAAGCGCGUCGAGCAGGGAAAACGAGAGACUGAGCAGGGCCGUUGUCUCGGCGCUACUCGAUAGUUUAUCCUAUCUUUUUCCAGGCAUUCCAAUGGAAGAACUAUCUGGUGCAUUUCCAACUGUUUCUUCGAUCAGCCAAAAGUAGUCCUGUCUCGGUACGAGACGAUUUGAAGAAACCGAGGCUGUAGACGCCACGGCGACUGCACCGUUAAACAGCAGCUUCGCCUGGAAGUGAAGGCGUCUUGGAAUCUGGCGAACUGAGGGGCGUAGGAAACAAGCCGAGCCUUUGUGAGUUGAUGAACGGGUCUGUUUUGUUUUGGGAUCUUGGCCGCGAUGUCUCCCAUAUGCUGAAUCGGAAGAAAGCAUGUCGCUGGCGAAGAGUGGACAGAAAAUUGGAAGGUGAAAGGGGCAGAAACGCGAGCUAGACACCAAGAGAAGCUGUCUGCUAACCGCAGGAACUGAGGUUUGGUCGGGGUCUCGUGGAGGUGCCCUUGGAUAGGAAGAGCGCUCCGGCGCAUCCUGCCUUCCCGAUAGAAACCUGUCUCUGCCACGCAUUGUGUCUGAGGAAAAGGCAAAGUGUGCCGGUUGUGGCGAAGAACGGGGAGACCGUUAUUGAUAUUGUCGAUUGCCGGAGGGAAAGCCUCUUCCCCAUAAUGAGCAAGAGGUGAAGAGUCGCCCGAAAAUAAUACCUUGGGAAGACUCAUAAUCGUAAAAGACCGGAGAACUCGUCCCCAAAAAGGGGCGGUUCAUCGAAAACGGUUGUGGAUGUUUCGUAUAGAGACGCUUGUGGCCCAGUGUACGUCAGGAUGGGCGAAGACGCCUGUGUUUGCUGUCUGGCGUGAGUUGAAACCGGCUUUUUAUCAAAGCAACAAUCGCAGUGCAUAUUUGUUCCUUUCCGAUGACGACAAUCUCACAAGACGGCCGUUCUAUUCUAUUUCCGAAUCACAUGGCAAAAGCGCCAAGCCGCCCUCACGGCUCGGCUCGUGUUCAGAUGCGCCCGAUCCGGUAGUCGAAUCGUAACUAUUUUGAGUGCGAAGCCGUUCAUUUGCUCACUUGCGCAACUGUGCUUCCUCUCGGGAGAGAAACGAGGGCAAGUGCCCCGAAUCUGCGGGGGGUGUCAGUAUUUCAAGUGAUAGCAUGCAUUCCGCCGUUUUGCUGAAGGCAGUUCUUGUGUAUGUGAAGUGUAGCGACAGGCCAAUACCCCGGGCCCGUCUCGUCCAAGAUCAUGUUCUGUGCUCGUAUUGUCAUUGUGUUGCGCGUCGGUGUUGUGAAAGAGAGAGCAAAGCGUGGGCCACGAGGGUGCCAUUUGUGUUCUAAAGGAACAUCCUCUUUUUCUUUCAUGGUGCCAAAUAGGAAGCGAGACGCGCGGCAACUCGGGUUAUUGCAGUGCCUGUAUCAAUUGAAAAGCAGCUGCGGACAAGGCAGCUGCUGCAGGGCGCACAAAGAGUGCCCGGACAACCGUUGAUUGAAAAACAGUGAUUGCAGGCGUCCAUCUGUGUUCGUCGAGGAACUCGACGAUGUGGAAUUGAAAAGCGUUGCCGUUGUGCUUCGAUUUCUUCUUGCUGCCUCAGUCAAAACCAGGACAGCGGAAGACAGUGAGCGGGUGCGGUGUGGCCUUUUUGACUGCUCCGCGAAGGCAAUCGGGAGAAACCAAGAGAGUUGAAUUCGUAGGUUCCGUCUCUUCAUAUCUUAGAGGGAACUGAAAGACACCAGAAGGGGCUUGGCCGGACGGCUGUGUCCUUCGUCGUGCCCCAUUCAGCUCCUUCAGUUCUGGUAUAGAACACAGAUCCGUUUUGUGUGUCCUGUUCUGGUCGUGCCGGCCCUUCGUUGUAUGGCGAAGCCCACAUGCAUGCCUUCUUCACCGGAAGAAGGUCGGCAGAAGAGCACGAAGUUUUUUUAUCAAGUUUUUGCCGUCGCGGCGGGUUGAGGAGCUGUCCAGUAACGGGGGCGACGCGCUUUGCCUCCCGUGAGUCCUCAAGGCUGCGUUUUCGGCGUCCGCGGCUCGAGGCAAUGCCUCACCUGCAAGUGGCACCCUAGAGUUUUUGCCGACAACGCGACGGCGGAGAAAAACGGACUGGCCGGCGCCAGCUGUUUGUAUAUUUUGCGAGAACGGACUGAAGGGAAGAGAAGGGGAAAUGCAUUUACGGAAAUUUGGUCCCCGAGAACCAGAUAUAGUGGAAGGGUUGCCUGCGCAAAGCCUUCUCCCGUCCCUGGAAAUGCGGGAAAAUGCAACCCGGACCCCAAAGUAGUGCCGGAAACUGCGGCAAAGCACCCGAGUGAUAUGGCGAAAAUGAAAGGGAACUACCGACGGUAGCUCGAUGUCUGCCCAAAUCAGUUGUUUCAGUGCACUGUGUUACUGCGAGCUUUUCGCCAUCUGUAGAGAAUUUCGUUCCGAUAACUACCUGCAGGGAAAAUGCUGGAGAGGCACUGGGACAGUGGAGAGCAAAGGCACACUACAUACCGCUGAUCAGAGGGGAGGGACGCUGAAACAACACUACAGAGAAGGGGGAGGUGCAGUGGAGGCGAAGGACCCGACCACGGAGGAGUGUGAAAAUCUCGUCAUCGAACAAACGAGGUGAUGCAACAGGACCAAGAUACAUAAGAGACGUUGGAGACAGAAAAGUUGAGCAACAAACAUGCUAGGGACAAAGAACUGGAGGGGUGGGAGUGCGAGGUCAGGGGUCUAUCGGAGAAGAGAUGCAGACGAAAACAGAGACAGGUUGAUCGCUGUUGAGGGAACCGUGGCUGACCCAUGGAGAAAGCAGACGGAAAGACGGGCUCCGAGAGGGACACCUGUGUUUCCAAUGAGAACAUGUGUAUUUUUGAAGUCCCGUUUGAACAGAACUCAGCCUUCUCCUGAGCGAAAGCCAACAGUAGAUUUUCGCAAAGGUCUUACCCCCUGGUCUCCCGACAAAAGCGGGAUCAAGCCAGGCCUGCAAAUGCCACCUGCCAUGAAGCGUGGAGAGGUGGUAGGUGCUCGAUCUAUCUCGGCGCCCUGUGAUUUUAUAACUUUUUGUGUCACGGUUCGAAACCAGCGGAGGAACGAAGAUGUCGCGUCUGCUUCGCUUUUGCGCCUUCUCGUCAGGAAAGAGUCGUCUCGUGCUUGUUUCUGUGAGCGAGGAAAUCAACGUAUCUGCAUUCUGUG